AUGUUAUUAAGAAAAUCAAUAAAUUACUUUUCUAUUUUCACAAACAAAAUACCUAAGACAUAUUAUGAAGUAUUAGAAGUUACACCAAAAGCAACAACUAAAGAAAUUAAAUUGUAAUAUAUUAAAUUGGUGAAAUUGUAUCAUCCUGAUAAUGGUGAAUCUGGAUCAGAAGAGAAAUUCAAAGAAAUAUCUAAAGCUUAUCAAGUACUUAAAGAUCCAAUCAAAAGAUAACUCUAUGAUUCUGAUGCUUUAAAUUUUGAAUAAUCUGGAGAAGCACAUUCAGCUAAUGAUGUGAAUCCUGAUUCUUAUUUUUAUAGCACAAAUAAAAGGGAAUACUAUUAAAAUAAAUGGUACAAUUUUAGAAAACCUUCUUAUGAAACAUAACAUGAAGAAUAAACAUAUUAAUUUGUUGAUGAAUUAACAUCUAAAGCAAUUAUUGGGAGAGUACUUAUAGUUUUAGGAGUCUAUGCUAUUUGGGAUUUUUAUAGAUUAUAUUCUAGAAGAUAACAUAAAAAGUUUUUAGAAACAUAAAAAGAAAUAUUAGAUUCAAGUUUUAUUUAAGCACCUUUAGAAUAAUAUAUAGAUACAAGAUAAACAGAGAUGUAAUUAGAUUUAGAUUGA
Paramecium primaurelia is the source of this 621-nucleotide messenger RNA. The record is from the annotation of a GenBank genome assembly. NCBI's taxonomy places the organism in Eukaryota, Ciliophora, Oligohymenophorea, Peniculida, Parameciidae.